Molecule: messenger RNA, 1167 nt
Organism: Colletotrichum higginsianum IMI 349063
Lineage: Eukaryota; Fungi; Ascomycota; Sordariomycetes; Glomerellales; Glomerellaceae
Product: NADH-ubiquinone oxidoreductase 40 kDa subunit
Exons: 7
Coding region: 1-1167 (388 amino acids)
Cellular component (GO): mitochondrion
Molecular function (GO): protein-containing complex binding
Source: RefSeq, a predicted model, not a curated record
AUGGCCUCCUUUCCUACUACGGUGCGGUCAACCCGGAGUGUUGCGCAAAAUGUCCUGAGAAGGCAGCCCCUCCAUGACAUUGCCAUCACCCGUACUGGCAAGCCCAUUCUGCGAACCCAGGGCGGAAGGACACACUGCGACGGUUUUUGGCGCAACGGGCCAGGUUGGACGAUACAUCGUGAACAGACUCGGUACGAACGGACAACCCGCGAGCUUGCCGACCCGUUUCUGACCCGUUUGAUAGCUCGUCAAGGAUGCACCGUUAUUAUCCCUUUCCGGGAGGAGAUGGCCAAGCGCCACCUGAAGGUCGCUGGUGACCUCGGUCGUGUUGUCUUCAUUGAGUACGACCUUCGAAACACUCAGUCUAUCGAGGAGAGCGUCAGACACUCGGACGUUGUUUACAACCUUGUUGGCCGCAACUACCCCACUAAAAACUUCUCUCUGGAAGAUGUUCAUGUUGAGGGGACUGAGCGGAUAGCUGAGGCUGUUGCCAAGUACGACGUGGACCGCUUCAUUCACAUGUCCAGUUACAACGCCAACCUGGAGUCUGCUUCCGAGUUCUAUCGCACCAAGGCCCGCGGCGAGCAGGUCGCUCGUAGCAUCUAUCCCGAGACCACCAUUGUGAGACCGGCACCGGUCUUCGGUUUCGAGGACAACCUCCUUCUGAAGCUUGCUAGCGUUAUGAACCUCUUCACGGCCAACAACAUGCAGGAAAGAUUCAGACCCGUGCAUUCCAUCGACGUUGGCCAGGCUCUUGAGCUGAUGCUCUAUGACGAUAGCACUGCCGGCCAAACGUACGAGCUUUACGGUCCCCAGGAAUACUCAAUGGCGGAGAUUGCUCAGUUCGCCGACCGUGAAAUCUUCAAGAAACGUCGCCACAUCAACGUUCCAAAGUCCAUUCUGAAGCCUGUUGCUGGUCUCCUGAACAAGUACCUCUGGUGGCCUACCAUGUCUGCCGAUGAGAUUGAGCGCGAGUUCAUCGACCAGGAGAUUGACGAGACGGCCAAGACCUUCAAGGAUCUCGGCAUCGAGCCCGGCGAUAUUAGCAAGUUCACCUACCACUACCUGCAAGGUUACCGCAGUGCCAACUUCUACGACCUGCCCCCUGCGACGGAGAAGGAGAAGAGGGAGGAGCGCAAGUACCUGCACGUUCUUGACGACCAGUAA